Lasiosphaeria miniovina is the source of this 3435-nucleotide messenger RNA. Its product is annotated as nitrite reductase. The transcript has 4 exons. The record is from RefSeq and is a predicted model, not a curated record. Bases 1 to 3435 code for a protein of 1144 amino acids. Gene Ontology annotation, molecular function: nitrite reductase [NAD(P)H] activity; heme binding; 2 iron, 2 sulfur cluster binding. Lineage: Eukaryota; Fungi; Ascomycota; Sordariomycetes; Sordariales; Lasiosphaeriaceae.
AUGGCCGACAAUACUGCAGCUGCCGCCGCCGCCACCAAUGGCAACGGCGGCGGUGGUGCUGCCGAGCAGCGCAAGAAGAAAAAGAUUGUCGUUGUCGGGCUGGGCAUGGUCGGCAUCAGCUUCACUGAGAAACUCCUCAAGCUCGACGCCAGGGCCCGCGAAUACGACAUUGUCGUCAUUGGCGAGGAGCCCCAUGUGGCCUACAACCGCGUAGGCCUGACGACCUUUUUCGAGCACCGCAAGGUUGAGAACUUGUACCUGAACCCGCGGGAAUGGUACGACGACGUGCUCGACGGUGCGCUGGGCUACUACCUUAACACUAAGGUGACGGCCAUCCAUGCGGACAGGAAAGUAGUGGCGUGCGCAGCACCAGCCGACGGCGGCGGUCGGGAAAUCGGCUACGACAUCCUGGUGCUCGCGACGGGGUCCGACGCGGUGCUGCCGCGGCACACGCCGGGCCACGACGCGCAGGGCGUGUUCGUGUACCGCACCGUGGACGACCUGGAGCAGCUGAUCGCCUUUUCGGCGCAGCUCCAAAAGGGCACCGUCGGCGCCGUGGUCGGCGGCGGCCUGCUCGGGCUCGAGGCCGCCAAGGCCAUGAUGGACCUCGAGUGCUUCGACCAGGUCAAGGUCAUCGAGCGCAACCGCUGGGUGCUGAGCCGGCAGCUGGACGCCGAUGCCGGCGGCAUGGUGGUCGAGCAGGUGCGCAGCCUCGGUGUCGACGUGCUGCUGGGCAAGAGAGUCGGGAAAGUCGACGUGCACGUCAGUGCCGACGAGGAUGGCAGCACCACCACCAGCGUCAAGGGCGUGCACUUUGAAGACGGCGAGUACAUGGCGUGCUCGACGCUGUGCUUCGCCAUCGGCGUGCGGCCGCGCGACGAGCUGGCACGCAGGGCGGGCAUCACGUGCGCGGACCGCGGCGGCGGCAUCGUCGUCGACGACAGCCUGCAGACUAGCGUCCCCGACAUCUACGCCAUCGGCGAGUGCGCGAGCUGGCAGGCGCAGACGUUUGGGCUGAUCGCACCUGGCGUCGAGAUGGCCGACGUGCUGGCCUUCAACCUCACGCAGGCCAAGCUGCACCAGCCGCGGCUGUACAAGCGGCCCGACCUCAGCACCAAGCUCAAGCUGCUGGGCGUCGACGUGGCCAGCUUCGGCGACUUCUUCGCCGACCGCGACGGGCCCAAGCACCUGCCGGCUCGCGCGGCGGCGGCCAGGACGGCACGCGGGAAGCCCGACGCGGUGAAGACGCUGACCAACGGCCUGCCGCCGCCCCCCGUCAAGGCGCUGACGUACAAGGACCCGUUCCAGAACGUGUACAAAAAGUACAUCUUCACCAUGGACGGCAAGUUCCUGCUCGGCGGCAUGAUGAUCGGCGACACCAAGGACUACGUCAAGCUGGUGCCACUGGUCAAGAACCAGAAGGAGCUCGACGUGGCGCCGUCGGAGCUGAUCCUGGGGGCGGCGAGCAAGGGCAGCGGCGGCGAUGACGGCGGCGAUCUCGACGACGACACGCAGAUCUGCAGCUGCCACAACGUGACCAAGGGCGACGUGGUGGCCGUGGUCAAGGACGGCACGUGCAAGUCGGUGGGCGAGGUCAAGUCGUGCACCAAAGCCGGCACGGGGUGCGGCGGGUGCAUGCCGCUGGUGACGGCCAUCUUCAACAGCACCAUGGUGGCCAUGGGCAACGAGGUCAAGAACAACGUGUGCGCGCACUUCAACCACAGCCGGGCGGAACUCUACCACAUCGUCAUGGCCAAGCGGCUGACGACGCUGGCCGAGGUGAUGCGCGAGGCGGGCGUCGACCCGGAGAGUGUCGGGUGCGAGGCGUGCAAGCCGACGGUAGGCAGCAUCCUGGCCAGCCUGUGGAACCGGCAUGUCAUGGACCGCACGACGCACGGCCUGCAGGACACCAACGACAAGUUCCUGGGCAACAUCCAGCGCAACGGCACGUACAGCGUGGUGCCGCGCGUGUCGGCCGGCGAGAUCACGCCCGACAAGCUGUUGGCCGUCGGCGCCGUCGCCAAGAAGUACGGCCUGUACACCAAGAUCACGGGCGGCCAGCGCAUCGACAUGUUCGGCGCCCGCAAGCAGGACCUGCUGGACAUCUGGCGCGCGCUAGUCGACGCCGGCAUGGAAUCCGGGCAUGCGUAUGCCAAGUCGCUGCGCACCGUCAAGAGCUGCGUCGGCACCACGUGGUGCCGCUACGGCAUCGGCGACAGCGUCGGCAUGGCCGUGCGCCUCGAGGAGCGCUACAAGAGCAUCCGCGCCCCGCACAAGAUCAAGGGUGGCGUGAGCGGCUGCGUGCGCGAGUGCGCCGAGGCCCAGAACAAGGACUUCGGCCUCAUCGCCACCGAAAAGGGCUUCAACAUCUUCGUCGGCGGCAACGGCGGCGCCAAGCCCAAGCACUCGGAGCUGCUGGCCAAGGACGUGGCGCCGGCGGACGUGGUGCCGAUCCUAGACCGCUACCUCAUGUUCUACAUCCGGACGGCCGACCGGCUGCAGCGGACGGCGCGGUGGCUCGAGGGGCUGCCGGGCGGGAUCGGGUACCUGCGGUCCGUGAUCCUCGAGGACAAGCUGGGGAUCUGCGCGUCGCUCGAGGCGCAGAUGCAGGAGCUGGUCGACAGCUUCUUCGACGAGUGGGCCGAGGCGCUGGCGUCGCCGGCCAUCGCCGCGCAGUUCCGGCAGUUCGCCAACACUAGCGACGCGGCCGACGGCGUCGAGACGGAGACGGACCGGGGCCAGGCGCGGCCCGUGUUCUGGGCGCGCGAGCCUGCGCACGACGACUUCGCCGGCCUGCGCCGCACCUGGUCCGAGACGGCCUGGCAGCCCGUGCUGUCGGCGGACCACUUCGCCGGCGCCGACGACAUGCCCAACGGCGUCAGCGCCGUCGUCAAGCGCGGCGACACGCAGCUGGCCGUGUGGCGCGUGCGCGGCCGGUGGUACGCCACGCAGCAGAUGUGCCCGCACAAGCGCGCCUUUGUGCUGGCCGACGGCAUCGUCGGGCAGGAGACAGCACCCGCCACAACGGCAGAAGGAGGAGACGCGCCGGCGGCGGCGCCGUGGAUCUCGUGCCCGCACCACAAGCGCAAUUACGAUCUCUCGUCGGGGGCGUGCAAGAACGACAACGAGAACAAGCUGUCCAUCGCCACGUUCGACGUCGAGGCGCGCGACGACGGGCUCGUUUACCUGCGGCUGCCGCCCGUGGCGGAGCUGGACGCGGCGUUGGGCACGGCGAAGUGGAUGGUGCGCAAGGGCGAGGCGGGGCCGAGCGCGUACGACGCGCUCGACAAGAAGCUCGAGUUUGUCGGGCGGCGGGCUAAAAAGCCCGGCGUGCGGCCGCACUCGGAGUUGCCGAUGCGGAGGCCGGUUGCGCUGCUCGCAGCUGGGGGCGGCGGAAGCGGCGGGUGCGGCGCGGCGGGCAUCCCUGAUUGGUGA